This is a messenger RNA of Rotaria socialis, 1245 nucleotides long. NCBI's taxonomy places the organism in Eukaryota, Metazoa, Rotifera, Eurotatoria, Philodinida, Philodinidae. The record is from the annotation of a GenBank genome assembly.
AUGUUCAUUGAAGGCGCUGUGACUGGUAUACUUAUUGCUGGUACAACAGCUUCUUCUGGGUCGACAGCAGCUCUAUUGAAUCUUCCUACAGCUAUUACCUUGGAUACUACUAAUUAUUUAUAUGUCAUGGAUGCUGGUAAUAAUCGUAUCCAAAGAUUUGCUCCUGGUGCUUCGCUUGGUGACACAAUGGCUUCUAUGGCUUUUAACAAUCCAAGAGGAAUGCGAAUUGAUUCGGUUGGUAAUCUUUUUAUUGCAGAUAUGAGUAAUAAUCGAAUUAUCUCAUUUCGAUGUGUCUAUAAUGUUUCGACAACAACAAUAACGACUAGUACGACAACAUCAGACACAACAACAAGUAGUACAAGUACAUCAACGACAUCAACAACUUCUACGACCGGUAUUUCUACUACUACAACAACUACAACAGCAAUGGUUACAAUUCUUACAACAUCACUUACAACAUCGGUGACAGUACUAACCGCUAUCACAACAACGGUUACGACUCUAACUGGUUCAACGACAACCGUAUUUGGAGCAACAACGACAACCGUAUUUGGAGCAACAACGACAACCGUAUUUGGAGCAACAACGACAACCGUAUUUGGAGCAACAACGACAAUCGCAUUUGGAGCAACAACGACAACCGCAUUUGGAGCAACAACUACAGCUGGCGUAAUUACAACUGCAACGGGAGUUACAACAACUGCAAUGGGAGUUACAACAACUGCGAUGGGAGUUACAACAACUGCGAUGGGAGUUACAACAACUGCAAUGGGAGUUACAACAACUGCAAUGGGAGUUACAACAACUGCAAUGGGAGUUACAACAAUAACAACAGGCUCUGUAGGAAAUACAGUUGGUCAAGCAGCGAGCAAUACAGACUCAGGGUCAAGUCAGAGCUCAUCAAAUAUUAGUAUGAUCGCCGCUGGAGUUGCUGGUGGUAUAGUAGCUUUAGCUGCAGGCUUCGGUGGUAUCGCUUUUAUAGUGACAAAAAUGCUAUUAAAACCAAGCUCAGGUGUUAGUACAAAUAUUGCUACAAGCCAAAAGACUUUUCCAACGAAAUCGCCACAACACCCAACUAAACCAGCAACGAAUUCAAAUUCAUCAAGUAAAACUACGUGUGACCCUAACAACUCGUCCAAAACUGGAAACUCUUUCAAUUCAACAUCAAACAAUGAAACUGGCCCACAAUUAACAACUCAACUUAAUAUUGCGCCAAAAAUCUACAAUGUUACCCGUAUCACAUAA